This is a messenger RNA of Zasmidium cellare ATCC 36951, 576 nucleotides long. RefSeq lists its product as uncharacterized. The transcript has a single exon. Bases 1 to 576 code for a protein of 191 amino acids. The record is from RefSeq and is a predicted model, not a curated record. Lineage: Eukaryota; Fungi; Ascomycota; Dothideomycetes; Mycosphaerellales; Mycosphaerellaceae.
AUGCUCCUCCAAACCCUCCUAGCCCUCACGCCCCUCGCCCUCGCCUCCGCCAUCCCCCAAGCCCCCAACACCGCCAUCCCCACCUUCGGCGACCGCUUCGGCAUAACCGCCACCGGCCCCGGAAUCACCAACAUCGACCUGCGCGCCCAGGCGGGACGCCUCUACAUCGGCGGGCCCCAAACGCCCCACUGCGAAAACGCCGCCCGCCAAGACUUUGCGACCUUCGUCCGCUACUCCGACAAAACCCUCUACCUCUUCAAAUACGGUCCCCCGCCCCAACAAGUCUGGGUCGACGCGAGCGGCAUGGGGCAAGGGAUCACUGGAUAUGCGAAUGUGGAUGGGAAUUCUACCGCGCCGCGGAAUGCGAGUUGGGGGGCGUGGGAGGUUGAUGAGGGGACGGGGGAGGUGUCGUUUGAGGGGGUGGGGGCUAAGGCUUGUCCGACGGGGGAGGAGGGACGGUGGAGUUUGUGGUUUUCCGAGAGUGAGAUGCCCGGGUGGCAGAGUGGGUGUGUGGAUGUUGGGUUGAGGGCGUAUGCGGCGCCGGCGAGGGUGGCUUGUGAGUAUACUACUGAGUAG